GUAUCCCAACCGCGAGCUGCCCCAUCCGGACGACCCGUACGCCCGCACCUUGCGGCCACCCAGCGUCGCCUCGGAUCGCUCCAGGAGAUCCGCUGCAAGCGUGAGGAGCUCCGCUUCUUUGGCAGGCUCCUCGAUCGCUUCCUCGGCGCUCUCUAAGCCACCGUCAGGGUACUAUCGCCAGAUCCCCACACCGAACUUGAUGUAUCAGACGUCCAACGGUGCUUUCGGGGCUGGCGGCCGGAUACCACCAGAGCCUCAGAAGGGACGAGAGCUUUGGAUGAUGGGCCGAGGCGGUGGCCAACAGUCCUCCUUUGAUAGCUGCCUGGUCUACAAAGGAUCGAAGGUGCCAUGGUGUGACCAGAGCCGCUGA
Symbiodinium sp. CCMP2456 is the source of this 370-nucleotide messenger RNA. NCBI's taxonomy places the organism in Eukaryota, Dinophyceae, Suessiales, Symbiodiniaceae. The record is from the annotation of a GenBank genome assembly.